UGCUAAGCAACGUAUCAACAAAAGAAGCAGCUGGGCUACCGACUGCAGACUUCAUAAUGAAUGACUAAAGUAUGGUGCUAUAAAACGAGUUACCAGUAGGCCUAUAUGAACCUUGAAUUCGUAAAAUAUGGCAACAACCGCCUCAUUCUAUGAUCCUGAUGGCAUCCUCUGCGAUCGAAAACUUAUUUCUAUCUCUACAAUGAUCGGCCAGCAAUAUCCACAGCUAGGAAGGCAGUUAGGUCUUUCGGAGAGCCAGAUUGCCGACGUUAAAGCUAAGUUUCCGGAUAAUAUGCAGCAUCAGAUAUUCCAUAUGCUUGCAUUGUGGAGGGAACAACAUCGUACCGAUGCAACUAUGACCAGCCUCUUAAACUCAGUAAAACGUCUUGGCUGGAUUUCAGUUUACACACAGAUCAUAAAUACACCUGAUAAUUUCUACGUGGUAUUGUGACCUAUGCUACAGGAGUGAGGCAGACAAUUUAAUCAUAAUAUCAUAAUCUGCUUUCCUGCAUUCUCACGUAUCAUACAUAGACGCAUUGUGACGGGCUUGAUUGGUUGAGACCAAAGGAGGUACUACUAUUCAUGUAAACGUGGUAUUGUGACCUAUGCUACAAUGGACUGAGGCAGACAAUUUAAUCAUAAUAUCAUAAUCUGCUUUCCUGCAUUCUCACGUAUCAUACAUAGACGCAUUGUGACGGGCUUGAUUGGUUGAGACCAAAGCAGGUACUACUAUCCAUGGUAACUACCUCAAGUCAGAGAUGGUAACGUCAGGGGGUCGGGGCCCUGUCGGGCAAUGGAUGGACCCCCAGCCAUCUGACCCAACGACGAGGUCAUUUACUGAUCCAAUGAAUGAGAAACAGAUUUUUGAAUAUUUAAAAACUGGGUUUAAAAGUGGGGAAGGAGUGGUUACGCCCCAUUUUCCCCCAGUUUUUAAAUAUUAAAAAAUCUGUACAGGUAUCUCAUUAACCGCUUCCGAGUUUUUCGUUAAAUAUGUUUUUUGUGUCUUAAAAAAAAUCAGUUCAAUAAUAUAAACAAAAAUGUUUUUGUUCCGGAGCCUGGUUCCCGUCAAUAAACUCAAUUACUGUAGUUUAAAAUGUACAAUAGAUUAAGAUAACCCUUAUAUUUUCAUUGAUGAAUCCACUUUCCCUUCUUAGCUAUCGGCUGCUGAAUAAUAAGCAUGUCAAUUGAAAUGGUUGUGAAAAAUUAAAAAAAAUACACAUACAGUUGAUAAUGUAGCAAUUAUACCCAUACCAUGGGUAUAAUUCCUGACUACUGCCACUUAUGAACGAAGAUGUAACUGGUUCUUUCGUAUGGUAAUUUUAUACUAUAUAACUGUGAACCCAUGCACAUGCAAAUGUUUGCAUAAUUGAUUUUUUUUUACAAGAACAAUAAAACAUUUUAUUUACAAUAAA
Molecule: messenger RNA, 1409 nt
Organism: Anneissia japonica
Lineage: Eukaryota; Metazoa; Echinodermata; Crinoidea; Comatulida; Comatulidae
Product: FAS-associated death domain protein-like
Exons: 2
Coding region: 128-448 (106 amino acids)
Biological process (GO): signal transduction
Molecular function (GO): protein binding
Source: RefSeq, a predicted model, not a curated record